AAGAAAAUCAUUUUACUUCGGGCUCUCGCAUUUAGUGGUUGACUUCUUCCACUCUGUAUUUAAGUUUGAAACUAAUUUGGCAUUAAUAUCUGAAGUGCAAAACGAGAAUAAUCGUACAUCGUAUAAUUAAUGUGUUGCGUUGGUAGUGAAGCAAAUAUAUAGUAAUAAAAAAAAGUAAAUUCCACUGAAGUAUAAAAUGAUCAAAAAUCUGUGACUAAACGAAUAAGUAAUAAAGGCGUCAAUUUCGGCUUACAAAUCUAAGAUAAGGACAAAAUGAGUUCGCCGAUAAGUGCGCCUGUACACUAUCCCCUUGUAAGGUCCCUGACUCCCCCGCCAUCGUAUCAGGAGGCCAUGGGCUGGUUGCCAAGCAGAUCGGCAGAGGAAACUACCACGUGGACCACCAACACACGAGACCACCAUACUACCGACGGCAACUCAUCUGCGCAGAUGAUCUGUCCGUUGUGCCAUGACGUUAUUGAGACGAAAACGGUCAUUCGUCGUGGAAUGACUGCCUACGUGGCCUCGUUCGUGGUCACCUUUGUCACCUGCGGCUUAGGAACCUGCCUGGUCCCUUACAUCAUCAAUGACUUCAACGAGAUUCAUCACUCGUGCCCCAACUGCAAGGCGUCCCUGGGAACCGUACUUCUUUAGGAUAAGAUUUCUCAAUUCGGUUUUAUUUAAUUAUUUAUUGUAGUUAUAGUCCUU
Drosophila gunungcola (fruit fly) is the source of this 705-nucleotide messenger RNA. RefSeq names its product cell death-inducing p53-target protein 1. The coding region runs from base 274 to 651 and encodes 125 amino acids. Lineage: Eukaryota; Metazoa; Arthropoda; Insecta; Diptera; Drosophilidae. The transcript has a single exon. The record is from RefSeq and is a predicted model, not a curated record. Gene Ontology annotation, molecular function: zinc ion binding.